Molecule: messenger RNA, 922 nt
Organism: Entamoeba invadens IP1
Lineage: Eukaryota; Evosea; Mastigamoebida; Endamoebidae
Exons: 1
Source: RefSeq, a predicted model, not a curated record
AUGGAGAGGACGAACACCCAGACAACACAACAAUACAUCACUGCGCUCAAAUUUUCGAACAAAGAAAUGCUGGAGAACCAAGUACAGAUACAACCUGUCAUUGAGGGACUAUUAGCCCAAAUGAACACACUGAAAGAAGAAAAUGAUGUGCUUAGAAAACAAUUAGAAGUAUUGGUCGCAAGUUCUGAAGAGAAACUAAAACAACAAGACAAUAACGACCAACUGGACGAACUGGGACGCCAGAUUAACUUAUUGAAAAAAGACUGUGAAGAAAAAGAUGCGAUGAUAAGACAGCUCCAUCACAAAAAUGCGCUUGACGAAGAAUCAUUUAACACGCAAAAGGAGGACCUCAUUGCGCAAAUCGAACACUAUAAAAACACUGUAGUCAAUUUGCAGAGUGAAGUUGAUAGACACACACAACUGUUUGCCAACGAGACCACACAAAUACAAUUGCUCUCAAAACAACUUGAAGACAUGAAAAAGGAGAAGAAAAUGGUGGAGAUGGUGAAUGGGUACAACACAUCGUUACAAGAUUUGACUCUGCAGAUCACCAACUUGCGAGCGGAACUCAGCGCCAAGCCGAAGAUGGUAAUGUCAACAUUUACAAAGGAGAAGUGUACCAAAGAGAUGAGUGGCAUAGUCGAGGAAAGUGAAAUAGAAAAGGGGAUAGAUCUUCGAUUGUCUCCAAUUAGGGUACGCCCCAAAUCGCCGAAGAGUGUUGUUUUACUGAGUGGACUAUCUCCGGAGACAAAGGGUAAAAUCCAAAGUGAAGUACAAAUGAGAAACAAAAUACUUGCACCAAAAUAUUCGAGUGCUGUCACACACGUUGUCGUGUCGUCCAAAUUAACGAUGGCAGCCGUGCAAGCACUCGUUGAAGGAAAAUGGGUUGUCUCCAAAAAUUGGGUUCUUGAGGGGAUGAGAA